Molecule: messenger RNA, 825 nt
Organism: Racocetra persica
Lineage: Eukaryota; Fungi; Glomeromycota; Glomeromycetes; Diversisporales; Gigasporaceae
Source: the annotation of a GenBank genome assembly
GUAUUGACCUUUCAAGAGUAAUGGUUCUAAAAUAUUCUAAUCAAGAAACCUCUGUUACUAUUGGAGAGUCUGUUCGUGAUGAAGACGUAUUCAUUAUUCAAUCCGGUUGUGGUGAAAUAAAUGAUAAUAUAAUGGAACUCUUGAUCAUGAUUAAUGCUUGUAAAACUGCAUCUGCAAGAAGAAUAACUGCUGUGAUACCAUGUUUUCCAUAUGCAAGACAAGAUAAAAAAGAUAAAUCACGAGCUCCGAUUUCUGCCAAAUUAAUUGCAAAUAUGAUAACGGUAGCUGGUGCCAACCAUGUAAUAACCAUGGAUUUACAUGCAAGUCAGAUUCAAGGAUUCUUUAAUAUACCAGUAGAUAAUUUGUAUUGUGAACCAUCAAUGUUAAGUUAUAUCAAAAGCAGUAUACCUGAAUGGAAGAAUUCUAUUAUUGUUUCACCAGAUGCUGGCGGUGCAAAAAGGGCGACUUCUAUUGCAGACCGAUUGAACCUUGAUUUUGCAUUGAUUCAUAAGGAACGCAAAAAAGCAAAUGAAGUUUCACGUAUGGUAUUGGUUGGUGAUGUUAGUGGAAAAAUAGCAAUCCUAAUUGAUGACAUGGCAGAUACUUGUGGGACUUUAAAGAUGGCAGCUGAGACACUCAAAGACAAUGGUGCUACUAAAGUCUAUGCAAUUGUAGCUCAUGGAAUUCUUUCAGGAAAGGCUAUUGACGUUGUUAAUGAUUCUUAUCUGGAGAGACUGGUAGUGACAAAUACUAUACCACACGAUGAUAAAAAGAGCAUUUGUACAAAGCUUGACACCAUUGAUGUAUCGUCUACUUUGGCUGAAG